This is a messenger RNA of Diorhabda sublineata, 1842 nucleotides long. RefSeq lists its product as uncharacterized. The record is from RefSeq and is a predicted model, not a curated record. Lineage: Eukaryota; Metazoa; Arthropoda; Insecta; Coleoptera; Chrysomelidae. The coding region runs from base 1 to 1842 and encodes 613 amino acids. The transcript is spliced from 3 exons.
AUGGACAUAAGACAAUUUUUUAAUAAAAAACGUGCUAUUAACUCUGUACCUGAUACAUCGGGCAGUAAUUCCAAAAGUCAGAAAAAUGCUGAUGGGUCAACCAAUUUAUCCAGUUUAACCAGCAGUUCAGCUCCAGAUCUAGCACCAAAAGGUGAGGAUAUAAAACAAAUAAUACUAGCUAAUUAUCCCAAACAAGAAAAUAACCGGUCUUUUCAAGUUAACUGGUAUAAGAGAUUUUUGUGGCUAGAAUAUUCCCAAGAGCUAAAUGCUGCAUUUUGUUAUGCAUGUCUUCAGUUCCAACCAAAUGGAAGCAAAGGACACACGGUGUAUACCUAUUCCGGAUUUAGUAACUGGAAAAAUGCAACAGAUCUUAAAAAUGGAUUUCCAGCGCAUGAAAAAACAGCAGUUCACAUUAAAGCUAUGCAAAUGUGGAACGAGAAAAAAAUCAGAGACUUAACUGGCACUGCUGUGUCUACGCUUAUCAAUAGUGAUAUUUUGCAAAAAUACAGAUAUUAUGUUAAGUCGAUUGCUGAGAUAAUUCAGUUUUUAACAGUAAAUAAACUAGCUCUUCGGGGAAAAUUAAAAAAAUUGGCCGAAUGUCUUCCACAUAUUCCUCAAAAUGCUAAGUAUACAUCUCCUGAUAUUCAAAAUGAGAUAAUAGCUAUUUUAGCUGAAAUGGUACGUGAACAAGUUGUUGGUGAUCUAAAAACUGCAGAUGUACCAUGGUUUACAUUACAUGAAGAUGGCACAAGAGAUAAAAACAACAGAGAAAAUGCCAAAACUUUCACAAAUAUGACACUUAAUAUUCUUAAUGAUAAUGGAAUAGAUACAAAACACCUUCUUAGCCAAUGUUAUGACGGUGCUAGUGUUAUGAGCGGCCAUAAGGGGGGAGUAGCUGCUUUAAUCCAAAAAUCAUUAGGACGUUUUAUUCCAUACGUACAUUGCUUUAACCAUCGUCUCCAUCUUGUAGUUGUGCGAACUAUUUCAGAAAUAGAUUCAAUUAAACACUUCUUUGACCAAGCUGUUAUGUUACAUGAAUUUUUUGGACAUGGAAAAGUGGCUGCUAUUUAUCGGGGAAAGUCUAUUGGUAGACUAUUGGAGCAGCGCUGGUCUGGGCAUAUAGCAAUUGUUAAAGUUAUAUUUUCAAACUACACUGAAAUAUUAAGAUCAUUGGAUGAAUUUAAAAAUAAUCGGUCAUUUAUCUGUUGGUCUGUGUAUUUAUCAGUCAAAUCUGUUAGGAUUAAAUCAGUUAUGUUGGAAUACGACUUUAGAUUCACCCUUGUUUUUAUGAAGAAAUUACUUGGGCUCUUAGAACCUGCCGAUUCAGCUUUACAAGCUCGUACAAUUAGUCUAAAGGAAGCCAAUGAAAUUAUUAAGUCAGUAAAAAAUAAAAUUCGAGAUCUAAGAACAAAUGAGACUUAUCAAAGUUUAGCCAAUGAAGCUUCACAACUUUUAAAGGAUACGGAAGCAAUACCAACUGAAAAGAGAGUACCAAAGUUAAGCGUAACUAUGAAGGAAUAUCUGUUAAUGGAAAAACUGCUGUCUGAAAUGUCUAAUAAACCAAAUGCCAGUAAAAGUGGCACUGAAGCCGAAUUUUUUGAGUCCUUGGACCUUGUAUUAUCCCUAUUAAACGAGAGGUUCUCUGACAAUGAUGAACUAAUUACUGCAAUAAGUAGCAUUGAGCUUUUUGAUCUGGAGAAAAUCAAAUAUCUGGAAAAGUUGGGGAUUUCACUACCAACUCUGGAGGAGUUGGCAGUAGUCAAGGAUUACAUGCACAAUAAACCAAAGUCAGAUAUUUUUGCUAAAUUAUAUAAACAAAGGGAAGUAUUUAAAAAUACAUAA